This is a messenger RNA of Bipolaris maydis ATCC 48331, 2583 nucleotides long. Its product is annotated as cation transport protein-domain-containing protein. Gene Ontology annotation, cellular component: plasma membrane. The record is from RefSeq and is a predicted model, not a curated record. Gene Ontology annotation, biological process: intracellular potassium ion homeostasis; potassium ion import across plasma membrane. Gene Ontology annotation, molecular function: high-affinity potassium ion transmembrane transporter activity. Lineage: Eukaryota; Fungi; Ascomycota; Dothideomycetes; Pleosporales; Pleosporaceae.
AUGUUCGGCCCCUGGUUGUCCUUCUUUGCAUGGUUGAAACAACACACGCCGGCGUCGCUCAAGGCACUCACGCCCCAUGCCAACUUUAUCACGCUUCACUAUGCAUACAUCAUCUCAUGGACGCUCAUCGGCUCCGUCAUCAUGUAUGGCAAUGGGCGCAUCCCAUAUAUUGAUGCCCUCUUCUUUGCCAGCGGCUCAGCAACACAAAGUGGUCUAAACACAAUCGAUGUCAAUAACCUCGAUCUGUAUCAGCAGAUCACACUAUACCUCAUGACAUGUCUAUGCACGCCCAUCUUCAUCCACAGCUCCGUUGUCGUCGUCCGCCUAUACUGGUUCGAAAAGCGGUUUCAGAACAUUGUGCUGGAAAGGGGUAGCAGGAGCGGUCGAACGCGAACAUUAUCGAGGCGCAAGAGCGAGGCGAAGAAAACUAAUGGCGCGGAUCCGGGACGAGAAGAGCAAGCGGUUGGCUCACGCGAAAUCCGCGUCAUGAGAGGCUCUAAUGGACAUGCACAUGGCGGCACAAUCGAGAAUGAAAACGCGUUUAGCGAUGGACUGGAUUCUACCGGGAACGGCAUUCGUCCCAGACGGCGGUCGAGUUCGAGUGAGGAUAACAUGCCACCGUUUCGGCCACAGACUCCGCAGCAAAAUGCGCCGGCGGGCAUUGUAUGGGCGGAUAAUCUCAACACACCUGCAAACCAAAAACCAAUCAGAAGUUCGGUAGAAGAGUCUCCUGCCAGCCGGCUUCCUGAGAUUAACAAGGAAAGGAGUAUUGCUUUUGUGGAGGCUCAGCGCAAUCCGACGACACGGAACAAGUUGCGCAUUCCAGGCCCGCGCGACUUCGAUCAGGGUCUUAUUCCAGAAGCAGUCGAGGGCGAGGAAGAACUCGAUCGCGUCACAAGUAGGAUGUCACAGGAUUCUCGUGCACACUCGGCCCAGAAGAAUAAGCGCUCCAACUCACUACCUUUUGCUUUAAGCGGAGACGACCGGCAAUUGAAGAAUCACAUUACCAUCGACGUCCCUGAUAGACAACGACCUAACGGACACUCCGUUUACGAUCGAACAAGAACAAACGACAUCGACUCCAAUGGACCUUCAUCAUCGAUGCAUCUCCGGAACAGAUCGCGCUCACGGACCUUUGCAAGCUUUCUUUCUAGGAAUAAGGAUGAAGAAGAAGAUCCCAUGCCCUAUCUCAGCUGGACACCCACGCUCGGACGCAAUUCCAACUUUGUUGAUUUGACCGAGGAGCAAAGAGAGGAGCUGGGCGGUAUCGAGUACCGAGCUUUGAAACUGCUGGCAGUCAUUCUCACCGUCUUCUACCUUGGCUGGCACAUUGUUGGCGUCAUUUCUCUGGCGCCAUGGAUCUCGCAUAGUCCCCAGUACAGGGCUGUUGUGGAGAAAGUUGGUAUUCACCCGACUUGGUGGGGCUUCUUCACCUCUGCUUCGCUCUUCAACGAUCUAGGAUUUACUCUCACUCCCGACUCAAUGGUUUCUUUCCAAUUGACGGUGUGGCCUUUGCUCAUCGGUACUUUCCUUAUCAUUAUCGGAAACACGGGAUUCCCUUGUAUGCUCCGAUUCACAAUCUGGAUCUACUCCAAGUUGGUACCCAAGGGUAGUGGUGUUUGGGAGGAACUUCGGUUCUUGCUUGACCACCCACGUCGAUGCUUCACGCUGCUGUUCCCCAGCCAGGCGAACUGGUGGCUUUUCUGGGUCCUGAUUAUCCUCAACGGCGUCGACCUUAUCUUCUUUAUCAUCCUUGAUCUCGACGACCCAACCGUUACAUCCCUCUCCGGCGGCCACCGCUUCCUCGCCGGUCUCUUCCAAGCCGCCUCGACCCGUACUGCCGGUUUCGCUGUGGUCAACAUCGCCGACCUGCACCCGGCCGUCCAAGUCAGCUACCUAAUCAUGAUGUACAUCUCCAUCUUCCCCAUCGCCAUGUCCAUCCGCCAAUCCAACGUUUACGAAGAAAAAUCCCUCGGUGUCUGGGCCGACAACGAACUCGACGACGCAAAAUCCAGCUACCUCUCGCACCAUCUCCGCCGCCAACUCUCCUUCGACCUGUGGUUUGUCUUCCUCGGCUUCUUCCUCAUCGCCAUCAUCGAAGGCACCCGCCUCGAAAACACAAACGAAUACGCCUUCAGCCUCUUCUCCGUCCUCUUCGAAAUCGUCUCUGCCUAUGGCACCGUCGGCCUCAGCCAGGGCUACCCAGGCACAAACGCCUCCUUCUCCGCUCAAUUCAAGCCCCUCUCCAAACUCAUCAUCAUCGCCAUGCAAAUCCGCGGCCGCCACCGUGGUCUCCCUUACGCCCUUGACCGCGCUAUCCUUCUCCCUUCGGAAACUCGCUACCAAAAGGAAAACGAAGAGGCGACCCGAAGGGCCCGUCGCGGUAGCAAUGCCGCCGAUAUGGGAUUGACCUAUAGCACCGAUCGUAUUACCCGCACCGGCACUAUGCUGAGUCGACGCAGUACCACGAGUGCGAAUGGUGACCGCGUCGUCACGGAAACUAGGCCUGAGCAGCUUAAGAGGAUUCUCAGUGGUGCUUUUACUGCGGGUCCGACGGGCUUGUAUAGAGAAAAGACGAACUAG